UAAGCUGGAUACAAUGUACUUAUCAAUGUUGCAAUACUUACAUCGCAAAAUGGCAAUAUUACUUAUUUCCUCAUGCAUUGGUUAAGAAAGCAAAUACACUAAGUAAAAAAGGAUUUUAAUUUAUUAUAUUGAGCUAAUUUUGACACCGUAAGAUCUGGCGUUAUGUUACAAUCCUCAUAAUGAUCAAUUGUCUUACUUUUGUCUCAAACUGAUUGACCUAACUAAUUGUGUAACUUGGUAGUGUUUGGUUUAUGUUUGUCAUAAAUAUAUAUAAACCUACGGGCAUUUUCCUUUGAUGUAGUUGACAUGAUUUAAAAAAAAACAAAAACUUUAUCAUUAGGUCGUCAACAAUGACACGGGGGAAGAUCCCGAGGAGGAACGUCAGAAAGUUUUGAAACGGAAACGUAUGUUAAGUGACGCUGUUCCAUCGUCGGUGAAACUUCAGAAGACAGAUGAGGAAUACGUAGAAAUUCCGGCCCCUGCUUUAGUGCACACACUGGAUGUAGGAAGCCCGUGCCUGUUACGAGAAGGGCCCCAAUCUUGGCAACCACAGUCAGCUGAAAAUUUGCAGUCCGAAGAAAAUUCCUAUGCAAUCUGCAGUCAACCGGAGGUUUCAACAGACUUUCCGGACGAUCAACUCGAAAAAUAUAUAUCAAGAAAGUUCCCAUUAAUUCUGGAAGAAGCGGACGCUACUGGUAUUGCUGACAUCUUAUAUAGCAACGGAGUUAUUCAAACGAAAGAUGUUGAGGCCAUUAGCGAAGAAAAGUUUAGAAGAGAUAAAGUAGACACAUUAUUGAAAGCCAUCAGCAGGUCGCCAAGAAUAAAAGACAAAUCUACCAUACGAAUCGUUCAAGAAGCAUUUGCAGCUGCAAAAUGUGCACAUUUGGUCGAAGACAUCACUAAGCCAAUAGAAGAGCUCAAUCUUCAUUGGCCUGAAGGGGAGAAGCUUUCAAAAAAUAAAAUUCGCACGUGUCUUCAUCAGCUUGGGCGGCAAAUGGAAAAGAACCUAGAUGUUAAAGUUAUUUUGGAUGAUCUUGUCGGUUUUGGCGUGCUUAGUAUUAAAGAGCAUCAAAACAUCAAAGAGAUAAGUUUUUAUCCGACGAAGGUAAAAUAUAUUUUAAAGUAUAUUUUACGAAAAGAUGAAGAGGUGUUUAUGCUCUUUUAUCACGUCAUUGAAAAGCACUGCAAACCACUCGCUAGUAGAAUGCGUCAAGCCAUGAAAGAAGCGUAUGAAAACUUUGAUUUAGGUAAGAACCCAUGCAUAGUUUAG
Messenger RNA from Mya arenaria, 1270 nucleotides. RefSeq lists its product as uncharacterized. Gene Ontology annotation, biological process: regulation of apoptotic process. Lineage: Eukaryota; Metazoa; Mollusca; Bivalvia; Myida; Myidae. The transcript is spliced from 6 exons. Bases 407 to 1270 code for a protein of 287 amino acids. The record is from RefSeq and is a predicted model, not a curated record.